Molecule: messenger RNA, 849 nt
Organism: Desarmillaria tabescens
Lineage: Eukaryota; Fungi; Basidiomycota; Agaricomycetes; Agaricales; Physalacriaceae
Product: eukaryotic translation initiation factor 4E class II
Exons: 5
Coding region: 1-849 (282 amino acids)
Biological process (GO): translational initiation
Cellular component (GO): eukaryotic translation initiation factor 4F complex
Molecular function (GO): RNA 7-methylguanosine cap binding; translation initiation factor activity
Source: RefSeq, a predicted model, not a curated record
AUGGCCAACUACUUUUCGAACCAUUCGCAAUCUCGUUUUCUCGCCAAUUCCUCAUCACCAACGGCCACCCAGCAGCCCCAACAACAGCAACCACCACGUUCUCGCCUGCCAACAUCGAAACACUUUUCAACCUCCGUCGCAACGAAUUCUGUUUCUGAGCGUUCUGUUUCAAAGGAAAAAGUAACCAGCAGUAAUGGGUCGUCAGUGAAUGGCUCUGCGAGCGUACACCCUCUGAGAAACACGUGGGUCUUUUGGUUCCGGCAGCAAAGAGCUCCUGGGAACAAGAUUGCGAGUUACGAGGAGGGUAUUAAAAAGAUCUCUGCUUUCAGCUCGGUAGAGUCCUUCUGGUCUCUAUGGACACACUUAUCUCCGCCGUCAUCGCUGCAACCCACGACGGACUACCUGCUGUUCCACAACGGGAUACGACGGCCUGUUUGGGAAGAUCCGUUGAAUCUGUCCGGAGGCAAAUGGAUAAUACGACUAAAGAAGGGCGUGGCGGACCGGAUCUGGGAGGAUCUCGUCCUGGCGAUUAUCGGAGACCAGUUCGAUGUUUGUCGUCCUUCGGAGGAUGCGGUGAAGAAUGCCGGGGCGUCUGAUGGUGAGGAUGGACAGACGGAAUGGCCGGAGAUAUGUGGAUGUACGAUCAGUGUGAGGCAGAGCGAGGAUAUUGUCAGCUUGUGGAACCGUAUUGACGGUGACAUCAAGCUUCGAGAAAAAAUAAGGGAUACGAUACGGAGAGUACUGCACCUGCCUCCUACGACUGUAAUGGAAUACAAGUCGAAUAAUGACUCGAUGCAGGACAAGUCGAGCUUCCGCAAUUCUGCAAUCGAUAGGACACCGUUGUCAUAA